Messenger RNA from Zingiber officinale, 1221 nucleotides. RefSeq names its product phospholipase A1-II 5-like. The transcript is spliced from 5 exons. Gene Ontology annotation, molecular function: glycerophospholipid phospholipase A1 activity. NCBI's taxonomy places the organism in Eukaryota, Viridiplantae, Streptophyta, Magnoliopsida, Zingiberales, Zingiberaceae. The coding region runs from base 1 to 1221 and encodes 406 amino acids. The record is from RefSeq and is a predicted model, not a curated record. Gene Ontology annotation, biological process: lipid metabolic process.
AUGGAGAGAAAUGGUGGUGCUGCUGCAACGGCCACGCCCUCAUGGGAGGAGCUCCUCGGAUCCAACAAUUGGUCCGACCUCCUGUCCCCGCUCGACGAAACCCUCCGCGAUCACCUCCUCCGGUGUGGCAGCUUCUGCCAGAUCGCCGGAGACUCCUUCAUUUCCGAUAGUCAGUCCAAUAACGUCGGCAAAUGCCGCUACUCUCCUGCCAGCAUCCUCCGCCAAGUUUUCUUCAAGGAAACCGCGGAUUACGUAGUCGACGUACUGUCCAACGUCGACGGCUACCUCUACACCACCAUAGUCCUCCCAUUUGGUUUGGCGUACGAGACCAACUGGAUGGGCUACGUCGCCGUCUCCAGCGACGACCUCUACGAAAGAACUGGCCGCCGUGAGAUCUACGUCGCGUGGUGCGGCACAAGCCUAGCCCGGCCGCUGGAAUGGUUGGCGGACUUGGAUAUUGUUCUCGUGCCAUUCGGCGACGGUGGCGAUGUCAAGAUCAUGAAAGGCUGGAGAGACAUCUACACCACGGAAAAUAUAAUCGAACAGAUUCCCAGCGCACAGGAGAAGUUAAAAGCUGUGAUAAAAGAGUACGUGGAUUUGUACAAAGAUCAGAAUCCGUCCAUCAUCUGCGUCGGCCACAGCCUCGGCGGCUCCCUCACCGUAGUCAGUGCUUUUGAUAUAGCGAACAGCGGACUGUCCGAGAUCAACGGCAAUGAUCAUAUUCGGGUAUGCGCUGUGGCGUUCGAUGCCCCCAGAGUCGGGAACCAGGCGUUCAAUGACGCCUUGGAGAAACUACCGAAGACAAAAGUUUUAAGAAUCAACAAUAAUAAGGACAUUGUCGCCUAUUGGCCGCCGUGUGAUGGCUACGUCGACACCGCUCAGUGGCACGCGCUGCAAGUGAUUCUACACACCGUGACCGGAUGGAGGACAGAAUUCGACAACGACUCCGAGCUUGUGAAGGCGAGACUGCCGCUGGUGAACAGGUCAGCGGGCCAUUUGAAGGCUGAGCAUAAAGUGAUCGAGGCUUGGACUGCAGCGCUCGUCGCGACGCCGUCUCCCGCCGCCUGCAACUGCGCCUACGGACUACGACCUACCGCCUACGAGAAAGAGGACUCAAGAUAUGCUGCCAUCACUGUGCUUCCCUUCCUCGCUGCCGGAAAACGCUCGUCCGCAAUUCUGCAUCCUCGUCUCUUCAAAUGCUCGCUUCCCUCUGAUUUCUGA